Molecule: messenger RNA, 1670 nt
Organism: Zea mays
Lineage: Eukaryota; Viridiplantae; Streptophyta; Magnoliopsida; Poales; Poaceae
Product: homeodomain-leucine zipper transcription factor TaHDZipI-1
Exons: 3
Coding region: 200-1084 (294 amino acids)
Biological process (GO): positive regulation of DNA-templated transcription
Cellular component (GO): nucleus
Molecular function (GO): sequence-specific DNA binding; DNA-binding transcription factor activity, RNA polymerase II-specific
Source: RefSeq, marked validated
CUCUCUCUCUCUCUCUACUCCCUCUCUCACACCCGUCCUGCAGUCCUGCUCAGCAAGGAAGGAGAUAGGGAUCACCGCCAACUCGUUUGUGCGUGCAACUCGGCUCCUGCUUUUCCAAGACCCCUGCCGCAGUCUCACAAUAGAAUCACCGCCAUUUCCGAAUCCCUUCCAGAGCUCAGCUGCCAAGUGCCGGUCACAGAUGAAGAGGCAAUCCAAGAGGCCCACCGCCAGCCGUGACUCCCCAGAAACGGGUACAGUGGACAAGCAGCUGGCGCUCGCGGAGUCCCUAACGGCGCGGAAGACGGAGCCCGACGAGCUGGGGGAGAAGAAGCGGCGCCUGGCGCCGGACCAGGUGCGCGCGCUGGAGCGCUGCUUCGAGGCGGACAACAGGCUGGACCCGGACCGCAAGGCCCGCGUCGCGCGCGACCUCGCGCUGAACCCGCGCCAGGUCGCCGUCUGGUUCCAGAACCGCCGCGCGCGCUGGAAGGCCAAGGCCCUCCACCGCGACUUCGCGGCGCUGCGCGCGCGCCACGACGCGCUCCGCCGCGACAAGGACGCCCUCGCCGCCGAGAUAAGGGAGCUGAGGCAGAAGCUGGCAGAGCCCGCGGCUGUGAAGACGGAGGCGACGGGCAGUGACACGGCGGAGGCGCGCCCGACGACGACGACGACGGCCGGCGCGCCGGCACCGCCCGCGGGGGGCUGCAAGGACGGCUCGUCGGACAGCGACUCGAGCGUGGUCCUCAACGACGACGUGGACGCGUCGCCGUACUCCGGCGCGGCGUUCGAGCAGCCGGGCGCCUUCGCCGGGUUCGGUGCGCCGUUCUUGGCCGCAUCGGCGGCGGCGGCGCCGCCACCGACGGGCUGCUCGUCUCCCCCCGUGUUCGAGACCAAGUGGCAGCACGGGCCGACGACGUACGCUUUCGAAUCGUACAAGAGCUGCUGCGCCGGAUACGGCUUCACGGAGGAAUGGCUCGCCAGCUCGGACGUCGUCGGCAGCGACGGCGCGGCCGGCUUCUUCUCGGAGGAUCACGCCUCCAGCCUCAACUUUAGCUGGUGUGCGAGUGGCGCCCAGGACUGGGAGUGAGCGAGGUUUUUGGUCUCUGCACGGUUACUGUAAAGACACCAUAUCUUAUGAGCAAGGAGCCCUGCUGCUCCCAUGAGCAAAAUCAAUUCAGACCACACCCUCCAUAUCCAACGGUGCUGCGUCAGGGGGGUUUUUGUAAAAUGUACAGAGUUACAAAGAACAUUUUACAAAACCCCCUGACACAGCACCGUUGGAUGUGGAGGGUGUGGUCUGGAUUGAUUUUGCUCAUGGGAGCACCAACGCUCCUUGCGCACAAGAUACGUUCUCUACUGUAAAACCAAUGUUACGGCUGCAUUGUACAUUGGGCUCGUUUCCACAACAAGGCGCCUGCACUAGCUAGUAGCUAGUGGCCAACGCGGCAAAGCGAGCGGACAUCCAUCGCACGGCGGGAAAAGAGGAUUAGUUAUGUCCAAACGGGCUACAAGGGAUGGCUAAGCAGAGCCUCAUCAGACACGUCGGUCUUGCAGUACCGCGCCAAUGUGAUCAGGUUGAGAUUCAGCCACGACACCACGGAGUUGUCGAGCCCGACACACUAUGUCCUCUAAACAACUUUUUUUCUAAACAGCUUUUCUGCAAAUCUGGAUUC